This is a messenger RNA of Hylaeus volcanicus, 1138 nucleotides long. RefSeq lists its product as uncharacterized. Gene Ontology annotation, biological process: DNA integration. Lineage: Eukaryota; Metazoa; Arthropoda; Insecta; Hymenoptera; Colletidae. The record is from RefSeq and is a predicted model, not a curated record. Gene Ontology annotation, molecular function: nucleic acid binding. The annotation marks the transcript as partial. The transcript has a single exon.
AUGGCCCAACUUAUGGGUGAUCUACCAAAAGAACGUGUUAACGCAUCGGAUAAGCCAUUCGUCAAAACAGCAAUAGAUUUUGCCGGUCCCAUUAAAGUAAAAACAAAUAAGUUACGAGCGGCUAAAAUUGUAAAAGGCUACAUCUGUAUUUUUGUGUGUAUGGUGACAAGAGCUAUACACUUGGAACCGGUGGGAGAUUUAACAGCGGUGGCAUUUAUUGCCGCUUUACGUCGUUUUGCGGCUAGGAGAGGCACAAUAACAGACAUAUUUUCGGAUAACGCGACUAAUUUCGUAGGAGCAAAUUCGAUUCUCAGUGAGUUAAGUGAAGACGAACGCGACCAAUUUGAUGCAACUUUGAAAGAAGAAAGUAAUAAAAUGUUAAUUCAGUGGCAUUUUUCACCGCCAGCUAGCCCACACUUCAAUGGAUUGGCUGAGGCGGCGGUGAAAUCAUCGAAAUUUCACUUAAAACGUGUAAUUGGUGACUCAGCGUUAACCUUUGAGGAAUUGGCUACUCUACUGUGUCAAAUAGAGUAUGUGCUUAAUUCGCGUCCAAUAUGUGAGCUGAGCGAUGACCCUAAUGAAAUAGGUGCGCUCACACCGGCUCAUUUUUUGAAUGUGGCCAACGGUGAACAAAUUCCAGAUGAAGAGCUCCUCGAAACCAAAAUAAGUAUGUUGUCGCAUUGGCAAAAGGUACAACAGAAAUUUCAAAACUUUUGGUUUCGAUGGAAGCAAGAUUAUUUGCACCAAUUACAAGUGAGAAGUAAGUGGCAUAAAGAGGAGCCAAACGUCCAGAUUGGGAAAUUAGUGUUGUUGAAGGAUGAAAAUCUACCUUCAACGAAAUGGCCAAUGGGCCGUGUGGUCGAGACUCAUCCAGGCAAAGAUGGCCUAAUACGAGUAGUUUCAGUAAAAACAAAAAACAAUAUUCUGAAACGAUCCGUGACAAAAAUUGCACCAUUACCGUUGGACAUCGAUGACAAAGAAAGGGCUGAUGUGCAAGCGAUUCAACGACCAACAGCGUGCGCAAAACGAUCGGCCAGCGUCAAAUUUCCAAUUAUUGCGUUGUUGGCACUCGUGCUAACAUUGACAACCAUCGAAUCAGCUCCAGUGAAUGGCAUCAGCCGAAGCGGGAGACACCGAC